AUGCCUCUGUCCCACGUCCUCCUGACCCGCACUCCGUCCUCACUCCUCCCCCUUCCAUUCCCUUCAGCACGUGGGGCGAGGGGGCAGCGCGGCGGGGCAGCAAGAGGACUUCUCUGCUUAAUCCCCCCCUUCCAUUCCCUUGAGGUCUACUCGUGGGGCGAGGAGGGCGACGGGGCAGCGCGCGCGCAUCAAGAGGCGUCCCUCUGGUUAACCCCCCCCUUCCAUUCCCUUCAGCAUGGCGGGCAGCGUGGAGACGACACGGCGGGCGGCACGGACGGAGGUGAGGUGCUGUUCCAUCGCUGCAGUGGGGUCUACUCGUGGGGCGAGGAGGGCGACGGGGCAGCGCGCGCGCAUCAAGAGGCGUCCCUCUGGUUAACCCCCCCCUUCCAUUCCCUUCAGCAUGGCGGGCAGCGUGGAGACGACACGGCGGGCGGCACGGACGGAGGUGAGGUGCUGCUCCAUCGCUGCAGUGGGGUCUACUCGUGGGGCGAGGAGGGCGACGGGGCAGCGCGCGCGCAUCAAGAGGCGUCCCUCUGGUUAACCCCCCCCUUCCAUUCCCUUCAGCAUGGCGGGCAGCGUGGAGACGACACGGCGGGCGGCACGGACGGAGGUGAGGUGCUGCUCCAUCGCUGCAGCGGGGUCUACUCGUGGGGCGAGGAGGGCGACGGGGCAGCGCGCGCGCAUCGAGAGGCGUCCCUCUGGUUAACCCCCCCCUUCCAUUCCCUUCAGCAUGGCGGGCAGCGUGGAGACGACACGGCGGGCGGCACGGACGGAGGUGAGGUGCUGCUCCAUCGCUGCAGCGGGGUCUACUCGUGGGGCGAGGAGGGCGACAGGGCAGCGCGCGCGCAUCAAGAGGCGUCCCUCUGGUUAACCCCCCCCUUCCAUUCCCUUCAGCAUGGCGGGCAGCGUGGAGACGACACGGCGGGCGGCACGGACGGAGGUGAGGUGCUGCUCCAUCGCUGCAGCGGGGUCUACUCGUGGGGCGAGGAGGGCGACGGGGCAGCGCGCGCGCAUCGAGAGGCGUCCCUCUGGUUAACCCCCCCCUUCCAUUCCCUUCAGCAUGGCGGGCAGCGUGGAGACGACACGGCGGGCGGCACGGACGGAGGACCCGAAGACCGCCCCCGACUGCGGCAUAGGUGUUGUGCGGCAGGGGUGGCUGACGGCGUUGGGUCGGACGCGGCCUGCGCCUGA
This is a messenger RNA of Closterium sp. Naga37s-1, 1191 nucleotides long. The record is from the annotation of a GenBank genome assembly. NCBI's taxonomy places the organism in Eukaryota, Viridiplantae, Streptophyta, Zygnematophyceae, Desmidiales, Closteriaceae.